Molecule: messenger RNA, 1051 nt
Organism: Xiphophorus hellerii (green swordtail)
Lineage: Eukaryota; Metazoa; Chordata; Actinopteri; Cyprinodontiformes; Poeciliidae
Product: zinc finger CCHC domain-containing protein 12-like
Exons: 2
Coding region: 1-966 (321 amino acids)
Molecular function (GO): nucleic acid binding; zinc ion binding
Source: RefSeq, a predicted model, not a curated record
AUGUGUAUGACAUGGCGUUCCAAUGUGGAACUUCUUCUUAAAGAUAUAACACAGUCCGAUCUUUACAAGUCACGAAAGCUUCUUGAAAGUCUCUUAUCACCCGCCAUUGAUAUUGUGAAGCACCUGACACCGGAUUCUUCUCUUAGUGCGUACUUAGAGAUCUUGGACUCUGCUUUCGGCACAGUCGAGGACGGAGAUGACCUCUUUGCAAAGUAUCUCAACACAAUGCAGGAUAAUGGUGAGAAACCUUCAGCUUAUCUACAACGGCUGCAGGUGAUGUUGAGCACCACCCUCAGAAGGGGAGGUGUAACUGCAAGCGACCUUGAUCGGCAUCUUCUCAAGCAGUUUGUCAGAGGUUGCUGGGAUAACAUCUUGAUAGCUGAACUCCAGCUAGAACAAAAGAAGCAGAAUCCACCUACCUUUGCUGAACUUCUCCUGUUACUCCGCACAGCAGAAGAUAAACGUUCUUCCAAAGCUUCACGCAUGAAACAGCACUUCAAUGUUUCAAAACCAAGAGUGUCUUCUCAUUAUCAAGGUGUUUAUGUGCAGGGUGAAGAAGACUGCAGCUCAUCUCAGCCAGCUCCUGAUCACAGGUCUGAAAUCCAAGACUUAAAGAAACAAAUAGCUGAUCUGCAGUCCCAGCUUGCACGUAUCACACAGAAAGACAGUAGAAAAGCUAAAUCAGCCGCCAGACCACUAGCUCCCCAAACAGCUAACACACAUUCCCCAGCUAUCACUCACACGUCUCAAAGGCUGCAGCCCCACAGCCGAGAUGCAAACAUCAGCACAAGCAAUAGACCAAGGCCCUGGUAUUGCUUUAGAUGUGGAGAGGAUGGGCACAUUAAGCCUCAGUGUGAAAGUGAGCCGAACCCAUCUCUUGUGGCUGAGAAGAGGAAGCAGUUAAAAGAAAAGCAGUUAGCAUGGGACAGUCAACAUGGCGCUUCAAAGCCUGAUCCUUUAAACUAGACCCAGUUCCGGUUGUGGGACAAACGGGGACUGGAACACAGGCAAAGUGUCCCAAAAAGAAGCUGCACAGAGCCCAUGUGUACUC